Belonocnema kinseyi is the source of this 732-nucleotide messenger RNA. RefSeq names its product protein NYNRIN-like. Bases 1 to 732 code for a protein of 243 amino acids. The transcript has a single exon. Lineage: Eukaryota; Metazoa; Arthropoda; Insecta; Hymenoptera; Cynipidae. The record is from RefSeq and is a predicted model, not a curated record. Gene Ontology annotation, molecular function: nucleic acid binding. Gene Ontology annotation, biological process: DNA integration.
AUGGAGCAAAUGCUGCCGCCAACGGCCAAAACGGCCCGCCCCGACAGCGCCACGACAGUGCCCGUUUUGAGCGCUUUAGCUCGGGCCCCGCUGUACCACGAGGUGAUCGAGGCCCAACAGGAGGACCCGGCUAUCACCAAAGACGUCCUGGAAUGGAGGAGAUUGGCCGAGUUGCCACAACCGACGCAGCCUGAGAAGGAGUUACUGGAUCGACACCGCUUAACAGAGAAAGGAUGGUGGUGCCAGGACACCGCCGGGAUUUGGAGAUUACGAGUGCCUUCAGCAUUGAGAAUUAAGGUCAUCUGGGAACAUCACGACGCCGCAAUAGCCGGUCAUCCGGGAACCGACGAGACGAUACGGGCUAUUAGGGAAAACAUUUUCUGGUCCGGAAUGAACCGGGAGAUUCGCCGAUACGUAGCCGGCUGCCACCUAUGCAUAUGUUGCAAACCAAUAAAAGCGAAGCAUCCCGAUAAUCAACGACCCCGAGCGGCAAAGCGCGCAUGGGAUACGGUCGCAGUCGAUCUCAUGGGCCCGUAUCCCCGAACUAGUCAGGGCCACAGUUACAUUCUGGUGGUAACUGACAUAUUUACCCGCUGGGUAGAAGCUUUUCCUUUGAGGACAGCCGAAGCCCCCAAAAUUACACGGCUCAUGGAGGAGGAGGUCUUCAGUCGCUUCGGAUACCCGCGCAGGGUGCUGAGUGACAACGGGCCCCAAUUCACGGGUCAGGUUUGA